AUGACCGCUCAAAAGGCUUAUUGCCUCAUAGUGCUAAUCGUCUCAGCUAUUUUUACGAUUUCCACAAGAGUGGAAGCCAUCGGCGUUUGCUAUGGGACGCUCGGCGACAACUUGCCGCCGCCGGCUGAGGUCGUGGCCAUGUUCAAAUCCAACGGAAUCGACAGCAUGAGGAUCUACAAUCCCAACCACGAUAUACUGGGGGCCCUGGCAGGCUCCGGCAUCGCCCUCAUCGUGCAGUUCCUCGUCGCCCACGGGUCGCCGCUCCUCAUCAACAUCUACCCUUACUAUGCCUACACGAGCCAGCCGGAUCAUCUCCCGCUGUCCUACGCCUUGUUCAACUCCACCGGAGUGGUGGAGCGCGACGGGAAGUUAGGUUACCAGAAUUUGUUCGACGCGAUGGUGGAUACGUUCGUGGCGGCUUUGGAGAAAGCCGGCGGAGGGAACGUGGGCCUGGUGGUCUCCGAGAUCGGUUGGCCGUCGAACGGCGCCUUCGGGGCGAACGCCGACAGCGCCCGCGUCUUUAACCAGAAUUUGAUCGACCAUGUGUCCAAAGGGACGCCGAGGAGGCCUGGGGUUCCGAUCGAGACCUACUUGUUCGGAAUGUUCAAUGAAAACCAAAAAGGUCCGGCGGAGAUAGAGAAGUUCUUCGGUCUGUUCUACCCGGAUAAGACGCCUGUGUAUCCUAUAAGGUUCGUCUGA
Zingiber officinale is the source of this 699-nucleotide messenger RNA. RefSeq names its product glucan endo-1,3-beta-glucosidase-like. Lineage: Eukaryota; Viridiplantae; Streptophyta; Magnoliopsida; Zingiberales; Zingiberaceae. Gene Ontology annotation, molecular function: hydrolase activity, hydrolyzing O-glycosyl compounds. Gene Ontology annotation, biological process: carbohydrate metabolic process. The coding region runs from base 1 to 699 and encodes 232 amino acids. The transcript has 3 exons. Gene Ontology annotation, cellular component: plasma membrane. The record is from RefSeq and is a predicted model, not a curated record.